UUUGACGAAUCCAAAACGGUAGAGAGCGAGCGAGACUAGUGUGAAGAGAGAGAGAAAGAGGCAAAUGUAGUAUAGAGUGUGAAGGGAUAUUGGGGUCUGGGUUCGUUCUUAUAGUUCUUACAAUCGCCAGGAAUCAAAGAAUCUGUUGGGCAUAUAGGGUUUUUUUUGGAAGGAGGAGACGAAAUCGUUCAGACUUUCUUUCCCCCCGUUUCGUUUGGUGGAGAAAAGAAGGGAAAUGAUUUAACCUAUUUUUGAGGAGUUCUGGUCAUGAGUAUGUUGGUGGGAACAUGCUUGAGCCAAGGGAAUCUGAUAUACCUGUUCUGUUACUGGUUUUAGUUGUGUUUCCUCUAAUUGCAUACAUCUUACUUGGGAAAUGGAACGAGACUUCAAAGAAAAAGGACAGGAUAAAUCAGCUAGCCUUUUUGGCUGCGGAAGAAGCCUUUAAACAAGAAGCAAUGACUGCUGUUUCUACCAGCGUCAUUUCUGAUACGCCAUCUCCAAUAAAUAUUGGUCAUGUUUGUGCUAGGUGCACUGCUCCAGCUACAACCCGCUGUUCACAGUGCAAAUCUGUCCGCUACUGCUCUGGGAAGUGCCAGAUAAUCCAUUGGCGACAAGUACACAAGCACGAGUGUCUGCAAAUAGGCAGGAAAGUUUUGAGCCCAUCACCUGUGCUGACCUCUAGUGAAUUCCUCCAAAAUGGAAAUGGAAAUCAACAGUUAUUUCUAGAUGCGAAUAUGAACCAAAUGAAUGUAACUCCUUUUUCUGAUGAUAGAGUACAUCAAUCUAGUGGUUCAGUUACAUCAACUGAGGCAGGGUAUUCUGAUACCUCGGAAAUCCCUACGAUGGAAAGAAGGUCAAAAGAUAAACGGGGUUCUCGAAGAUCAAAGUUGAGAGAUGACGGAGCCACAUUAGACUCUUCUGAAGAAACAACCAGCAACAGGGCCUUUACUUCUUACAACUUUUCUGGUGUUAUGGCAUCAGAUGAGUUGAAUAAUGCUGAUUGUAUGCACCAACAAGAAGGAAGUCUUGGGGAGCCGGGUGUUGAUAUAUAUGGCACUUCUGAUCAUGGACCUAGCGCUUUUAGAACCACUCACCAAGAAAUACAUCUUGAAAGUAAUUCGAGCACUAAUGUAAACAUCAACGGAGACUUUUCACCAGAAGGAGGAUGCUUGUUCAGGAAUGGAUUUGAUUCCAAUCGAGAAUCUGCAGGAUAUAACUGUUCUGAAACAACCUUAACAAAGAGGAGCAACAAAGGAAAAAGUUCAGGAACAAAGUCACAUGUAUCUGUUAAAGAACAAUUGCACCCGGAAACCCAUGUAAAAAGACAUGAUGCAAAUGAGACAAAAGCCAGACAGAAGGACAAUGUUAUUGGGCAGGGGAACAAUAAGGCUUCAAGCAUGGGAAUCAUGAAGAUGAUUGGUAUGAGGAAAUCAUCCAAGCUAGGCAGACAAGAAACACAUGAUGUUUCAUUUGAGAAGGACAAGAAACUAAUGAUGCUAUUCCCUUAUGAAGAGUUUAUGAAGUUUUUUCAGUAUGAGAUCAUUGACUUAUCUCCUAGAGGGCUCAUAAAUUGUGGGAACAGUUGUUAUGCCAAUGCUGUAUUGCAAUGUCUGACGAGCACGAAGCCUCUGACUGUCUAUUUACUUCAGAGACAACAUUCCAGAUUUUGCUGUGUGAGAAAAUGGUGCCUUAUGUGUGAACUUGAAGAGCAUGUAACAAAGUCAAGAGAAAGUAGGGGCCCUUUAUCUCCCAGCAGAAUUCUUUCCAAAAUGCAAAGUAGUAAUUGUCAUAUUGGCAAUGGAAGUCAAGAAGAUGCUCAUGAAUUUUUAAGGCUUCUUGUUACCUCCAUGCAAUCCAUCUGUUUGGAGGGUUUGGGAGGCGAGGAUGCGGUUGAGCCUAGGCUGCAAGAGACAACCUUCAUACAAUAUGCUUUUGGGGGUCGUCUUAAAUCAAAGGUUAAAUGCUUGAGAUGUUUUCACGAGUCAGAACGAUACGAGAAUAUCAUGGAUCUCACAUUGGAAAUUUAUGGUUGGGUCGAGUCAUUAGAGGAUGCCCUGACCCAGUUCACGACUCCCGAGGAACUGGAUGGAGAUAACAUGUAUAGAUGUGGAAAGUGUUCUGCGUAUGUUCGGGCAAGGAAGCAGUUGAAGAUACAUGAAGCCCCCAACAUUCUGACAAUUGUGCUAAAGAGAUUUCAGGAGGGAAGCUAUGGAAAAAUAAGCAAGUGCAUAACCUUUCCAGAUAUGUUGGACAUGAUCCCAUAUAUGACUGGUGAAGACACUCCUCCUCUCUACAUGCUUUACGGAGUAAUAGUCCACGUGGACACACUGAAUGCAUCGUUUUCUGGGCAUUACGUCUCUUAUGUGAAGGAUCUCCUUGGCAAUUGGUACAGAGUCGACGAUACUGAGGUCCAAUCAGUACAAUCGAGUCAAGUGAUGUCGGAAGGAGCGUAUAUCUUAUUCUACAAAAGGUCCUGUCCUCGGCCAGCAAGGAAACUCAACCGUCACUCAACAUCAAAAAGCGAAAAGCAGUCGCGAAGCAAAGCCAACGUUGAGCAGUUUGUGAACAACUAUGAAGAUCUUCUUCAGUCAGAAACGAAAUUCAGUCACCACACCUCGUCCUCCAUUGAAGCUGCUAGUGCAGAGCCAUUAAGCAUGGAGUUUUCAGAGGCGACAUUAUCUAGCGAUUGGUCCAUGUUCACAAGCUCAGACGAAUCAUCAUUCACUACGGAGAGCACCAGAGAUUCUUUCAGCAACGAUUCAUUCUCUUCAAUAUUUGACAACUUGUACGGGCAGACUGAAUAUAAUAAUAAUCCGGCGUCCCAAAGAACAGUUAAAUGUAGCAUGUCUUCUGGUAGCAAGCCCCUGACGAGAUUUGACCCAGACAGAAACGGUUUUGUUGCGAGCUCAUAUUUACUAUAGAAUCGACCCAUCUGACGUAUUCGAAGGAGGAGAAAACGCGAUGAAGGCAGUUGACUUUUUACCUUCAUCCUAUCACUUCCCUUAUGACAGUAAGUAACUAUCGUCGUCGUCCCAACUGUAUAUUAUCAUUAUUAUUAUUAUAUAUCGAAACUAAAUAGGCGCUGCUUAUUCGUCGUAAAAACGAACCAUCUAGUAGAUAUUUUCAGAACAAAAAAUUAUUUACCCAGUUAGGAAGAGCAUUUUGCUUAACUUCCUGUUUUGGUUUUCAUAUACAAUUGAAUUGGGGGGUGUAA
This is a messenger RNA of Impatiens glandulifera, 3214 nucleotides long. Its product is annotated as ubiquitin carboxyl-terminal hydrolase 15-like. Gene Ontology annotation, cellular component: nucleus; cytosol. The record is from RefSeq and is a predicted model, not a curated record. NCBI's taxonomy places the organism in Eukaryota, Viridiplantae, Streptophyta, Magnoliopsida, Ericales, Balsaminaceae. The transcript is spliced from 13 exons. Gene Ontology annotation, biological process: protein deubiquitination. Gene Ontology annotation, molecular function: cysteine-type deubiquitinase activity; cysteine-type endopeptidase activity. The coding region runs from base 288 to 2921 and encodes 877 amino acids.